Molecule: messenger RNA, 3767 nt
Organism: Cottoperca gobio
Lineage: Eukaryota; Metazoa; Chordata; Actinopteri; Perciformes; Bovichtidae
Gene: pank4
Product: pantothenate kinase 4 (inactive)
Exons: 20
Coding region: 75-2426 (783 amino acids)
Biological process (GO): coenzyme A biosynthetic process
Cellular component (GO): nucleus; cytosol
Molecular function (GO): ATP binding; pantothenate kinase activity
Source: RefSeq, a predicted model, not a curated record
ACGUGGAUGCUGAUAGGACGUCGAGGGGCGCGCACGUACGCACGUACGCACGCAGCGUCAGAUCGUUCCCAACCAUGGCGGAAUUUGCUCGACUUGACAGCAGCUCAAGUACUCAUACGAUGGAUAAAAGCAUUACUCUUCCGCCAGACGAAAUAUUCCGCAAUUUGGAAAACGCAAAGCGAUUUGCAAUAGACAUAGGUGGAUCUCUCACAAAGCUCGCCUACUACUCAACUGUGCAACACAAGGUGGCCAAAGUACGAUCUUUCGACCACACCACAAAGGAGGCUACCAGUGACAAUCUCUAUGAAAUAUCCGUGCAGGAAGAGGUCACUGCACGCCUGCACUUUAUCAAGUUUGAAAAUGCCUACAUUGAAACAUGCUUGGACUUCAUCAAAGACCACCUGGUCAACACGGACACCAAAGUUAUCAAAGCCACAGGUGGAGGGGCGCACAAGUUCAAAGAACUCAUUGAGAGGAAACUCGGACUCAAAGUGGACAAAGAAGAUGAGAUGACCUGCCUCAUCAAGGGCUGUAACUUUGUGCUGAGGAACAUACCCCACGAGGCUUUCGUGUUCGCCAAGCACGCCGACUCAGAGUUCCGCUUUCAGACGACUCAGCCUGACAUCUUCCCCUACCUGCUCGUAAACAUCGGCUCUGGCGUGUCCAUAGUCAAGGUUGAAUCGGAGGACACAUUUGAGCGGAUAGGAGGAAGCUCAAUCGGCGGAGGGACGUUCUGGGGCCUCGGAGCCUUGCUCACAAAAACAAAGAGAUUUGACGAGUUGCUACAAAUGGCCUCGAAAGGGCAGCACACAAGCGUGGACAUGCUGGUGAAAGAUAUCUACGGAGGAUCUUACGGGUGUUUGGGUUUGACUGGAGAUCUUAUUGCGAGCAGUUUUGGAAAGUCUGCUACUGCUGACAAAGAGUUUUCUAAAGAAGACAUGGCCAAGAGCUUACUCCAUAUGAUCAGCAACGACAUCGGACAGCUGGCCUGUCUGUAUGCCAAGCUCCACAACCUGUCCCGAGUGUACUUUGGAGGCUUCUUCAUUAGAGGACACCCGGUCACCAUGCACACAAUCACCUACAGCAUUAACUUCUUCACCAAGGGUGAAGUUCAGGCCUUGUUCCUCAGACAUGAAGGUUAUCUCGGAGCCAUUGGAGCAUUUCUUAAAGGAGCAGAGGAGGACAAUCCAAACCAGUACAGUUGGGGUGAGAAUUAUGCGGGAAGCUCCGGCCUGAUGAGCGUUUCUCCAGAUAUGAAUCCCAUGCAACGUGCACGUAGUGGAACGUUUUCCUUUGACAUGUUGGAGAUGGACCGCCUGGAGAGGAAGCUGGUGAAUCUGCCGCUGCUGCAGGACGCUUCAUCUUAUAUUCCCGACACCGUGGACCUCAUAGAGGACGCUCCGGCCCGCGAAUACUGGCUCUUCUGCUUCGAGGAGGCGCUAGACGGGGUGGUUAAGAGAGCCGUAGCGAGCCAGCCUGACAUGCCGGAGGCCGCCGAGCGAGCCGAGAAGUUCCGUCAGAAAUACAGACACAAGCUUCAGACCCUCCGCCACCAGCCUUUUGCUUAUGGAUCCCUCACUGUCAGAAGUCUGUUAGACACGAGGGAACACUGUUUAAAUGAGUUCAACUUUCCUGAUCCCUACUCCAAGAUCAAGCAGACGGAGAAUGACAUGGCUCUGAAGUACUACCAGAAGGCAGUGAAGUCCUUGGAGGAGUUGAGCUGGGAGCAGAGGCAGUUUGCUCUGGUCAGGGGCGUCCUGGCUGGCAACGUCUUCGACUGGGGAGCCAAGGCCGUGUCCGACGUCCUCGAAUCUGAUCCCGAGUUCGGCUUCGAGCAGGCUAAACGACAGUUGGAAGAGCGGCCGUGGCUUGUUGAUUCCUACGACCAGUGGUUCGAGAGACUAAAGGGUCCUCCUCACAAGUGUGCCUUGUUUUUCGUAGAUAAUAGUGGAGUAGACAUCAUUCUAGGGGUGAUGCCUUUUGUCAGAGAGCUUCUCUCUCGAGGAACAGAGGUUGUGUUGGCCAGCAACUCCGGUCCGGCUUUAAACGACGUAACGAACGGGGAACUGCAGAUAUUGACCGAAAGCAUCGCUGCUAUGGAUCCAGUGAUUCACGCCGGUCUGACGGAGGACAGGCUGACGUUGGUUCAGAGUGGCUCCAGUUCACCCUGCCUGGAUCUGAGCCGUCUGGACAAAGUGCUGGCGAUGGUGGUGCGGGAGCGGAAGAUCGACCUGGUGAUCAUCGAAGGAAUGGGCCGAGCCAUUCACACCAACUACUACGCCAUGCUCAGCUGCGAGAGCCUCAAAAUGGCCGUCAUAAAGAACUCGUGGCUGGCCGACCGUCUGGGAGGAAAGCUGUUCAGCGUGGUCUUCAAGUACGAGGUACCGGCUCCCGACCUCCACUGUGAGGCGCUGACGCCCUCAUGAGCGACAGAACCCGCGUCGGAGCGGAACGUCGGAAAUCGAGCAACCGGAACGGAUUAGCUCUGAAUGUAAGAUGGUCGUAGACCGCCACUAAGUGAACGACUGAUUGGAUGACUAAUUAUAAAAUAGAGGUGAUCGUUAAUUGGGAGGUUUUACAUUUCGUUUUAAAACAUUGUUGAUUUUAACGCUGGUUUCAGGUCUCUGUCCAAUAACCCUGUAAGAUCAGUUCAUUUGCUGCAAUCAUCACUGACUGACAUUAUCCAGUGUUUCCAUGUGACGUCAUCGCCGGCCGUGUUCGGUGAACGGAUCAAGAUCAAUGAAAAACCUGCAUUUAAUUUAGCAUCUGUCGUGGACAUGCUGCCAACGCUGUGCAGACGUGAGCCGAGGAUCCUGCGGCUGGUGUGUGUUCGAGCCGCAGGACUCAUUACAGCUUUGAGCUGAAACACUUUUUACACAAAGUGUAUUUAAUGUGCCUUGAGGCCGAUGUGAUGAAAGCAUCAUUCACUCGCAUUGCUUUUAAUUCCCGUCGGAGGUAAAGUACAACACAAAUAUAUACUUUCUUUCCCAGCAGUCUCACGUCAAAGACCCCUUUUUUCUUUCAUGUUUUAUUACUGCCAGUGAAUGAAUUGAGAUUAAGAAAUGAAUCCUUGUGAAGAUGACAUCAGGGGAAAUGUUUGAGCACUUUGUCACAAAGAGAAUGAGUCGUGUUCUUCCACGAGGUGGCAGUAUUCUACUGUGUUUGUAAAGCCAUUACUUCUCAAAUCUUUACGAAGGUGCUUGGUGUCACAGUUAACGCUGCAUAUUUCAGGUUAAAUAUAGAUUCAAACGGUUUUAAUGGUCAAAGCAUCACAUCUUGUCACGCAGCCGGCCAGGGAGUGACCGUAGUCACCUGGCAUGUGCAAACUGUAAUCCUGUAGACGCUGUUAAAGAAAGAAAAGAAAUGCAAUAAUUCUGCAGCAGAGUUGGAAACAUCAAACACUGUGUGAUUGUGAAGUGGCAGACUGUUGGUGACUUCAUCGUUGUAGGAUUUUAAAAGCCUUGCCUUGGUGUGAACAUGUUUCCUAAAGUUACUCACAUCGCAAUAUUGUAUUUGUCAUAUGUACAUACUGUAUAUGUUAUAUACAAGUGUGUGUGUGUGUGUCUGUCUGUCUGUCUCUGUGUGUGUGUGUCUGUGUCUCUGUGUGUGUGUCUGUCUGUCUCUGUGUCUCUGUGUGUGUAUGCGUUUGUGUGUCUGUCUCUCUGUGUGUGUGUCACACAAAUUUGCAUCAUUUCAGUUAAACACACCAAGCACACUUUUGUGUUCUCUCUUGACAAUCGAUUUUAAUUAAAUGGUGGAAACCUGUA